Molecule: messenger RNA, 955 nt
Organism: Juglans microcarpa x Juglans regia
Lineage: Eukaryota; Viridiplantae; Streptophyta; Magnoliopsida; Fagales; Juglandaceae
Product: transcription factor MYB4-like
Exons: 3
Coding region: 2-793 (263 amino acids)
Source: RefSeq, a predicted model, not a curated record
GAUGGUGAAGUCUCCGGACGGGGAGAAAAUUCUAUUCAGAAAAGGUGCAUGGAGUCCUGUAGAAGAUCAGAAGCUGAAAACUUACAUUGAGCGAUACGGCAUUUGGAAUUGGAGUCGGAUGCCAAAACCUGCUGGUUUGGCAAGGUCUGGGAAGAGUUGCAGGCUCCAUUGGGUGAAUUACCUAAGGCCAGAUAUUAAGCGUGGAAACUUCAGCGAGGAAGACGAGGAAACUAUACUCAAGUGGCAUGAAGUGCUGGGAAACCGAUGGUCUGCUAUUGCUGCAAAGCUUCCUGGAAGAACUGACAAUGAAAUUAAAAAUUACUGGCACACGCACUUGAAAAAGCGCCUCAAGAAUAAUUCCUUAUCAACGAUUGUACCACAAACGGUUGUUGAUGUUAGCAAGAAUAAUUCAUCUAGGAUUCAAGAUCUUUUACUUUGUGAUGCCCCUAAAGUUUCAAACUUGUAUGGCACUAGAGAUAUUAUACCGAUGUCACCGCAGCUGUCAACAGAUCAUGAUCUAUCAUCUUUAAGCACUGACCCUGCUGUUGAAAUCGAUAGAAAACAACCGAUAGAGGAGAAUUUUGGUUCAUCUAAAACAUUUGAAGAGCUCCAAACUUCAUGGGAGCAGACACUAUCAUUUCAGGAGCAGGACAUAUUCAUGCCAGAGAUAGAUCCUGGAUUUGUCUGUCCAACUACAGCAGUGUGGCUCCAAGACCCCAUAUAUCAUCCAUGUAGUUCCUAUAAUGAGUUUUGGGUCGAUUUAUCAAUGGAAGCAGAAAUGCAUGGCAUGUGACAGUAUCUUUGCUAAUGUAGAUUUGAGAUACAGGAAAUUGUGUCCCUUUCCUCAAAUACAUUUGAUGUUUAGUAUGUAUAAAGGUCCAAUCUAAUGUGGCACUGUUGCUCGUGUGCAUUACUGGCAUUACCACAACACCAAGAACUGGUUUGGGGUGAUGAC